AUGCAUCUCUCUCACUUGCUGGUACCAGGGCUGCUUGCUAUCACCGUGGGAGCGGCUCGCAAUCAGAAGGUCCGUCGACAAAAUGGACCUACUGAUCCGGGUAUACCCUCAGACUGCACCUAUUGGGAGCCAUCAGAGGAUGUCAGCCAAGAUUGUGCUUACAUCGAGGACCUCUGGGAGCUGGAUCAUGACACGUUCGUUGAAUAUAACCCGAGUGUCAAGAAUGACUGUAGUGGUAUCCAGGUUGGGCACUCAUACUGUGUCGAGGUCAACAACGGGUUCCCUCGUGAGGAAGAGCCUCCAAAGGCGACUUCAAUCAAGCUCACCUCGACCAAAGCAACUGGGCCCGAGCCCACCAAAGGCGUAGAGCACAGCCCUGCCCAAGAUGGCUUGAUUGAGACUUGCACUGCCUUUUAUAAGGCCAAGAAGGGUGAUACUUGCGCGAAAGUCAUCGCAGCAUAUGGCACUUUCAAGUUUGAUGAUUUCUUCAAAUGGAAUCCGGCUGUCGGGGAGGACUGCAGUGGUAUCUGGGCUGAUACCUGGUACUGUGUCGGUGUUCCCGGGACCCCGACUGGCGUCCCAACAAAGACGACUACAACUACAACGGCAACAAAAGCGGCAGGCUCUUCGAAGCCCAGUGCUACACAGGAAGGGCUGAUAGAGAGCUGCACUUCAUUUCACCCCGCUGCGAAGGGCGAGACGUGCGCUAAAAUCGUCUCCAACUUUGGUACUUUCGACUUCGAUACCUUCUUCAAGUGGAAUCCUGCUGUUGGCGAAGAUUGUAGCGGUAUUUGGGCCGGGUAUUACUACUGCGUUGGCGUUCCCGGAACACCAACAGCUAAGCCCAGCGCGACUGCUCCUAAACCAACUGCAGCUGGUGGAUCUGGGGCUUAUGAGCCUCAACAAGAGGGAUUGGCCAAGAACUGCAACAAGUACCAUAAGAUCGCUUCUACAACGACUUGCUCUUCAAUAGAGUCUUACUACAAAUUGCCUUUCGCUCAGUUCUUUGCCUGGAAUCCUGCCGUUGAGAAAGACUGCUCGGGCCUGUGGGUAGGAUACUGGGUUUGCGUCAGUGUCGAGGGCUAUACACCUUCCAUGACAACCGUCAAAGCCACCACAACAAAGCCUGCAAAUGGCAUCUCAACACCACCGCCAGUUCAGAAUGGUAUGGUCAAGAACUGCGACAAGUUUCAUCAAAUCAAGUCCACCACUACCUGCAAAUCUAUCGAGGAUUACUAUAGUCUUCCAUCUGCAACCUUUCACUCUUGGAACCCUGCUGUGGGCAAUGACUGUAAGUCCCUUCUGGUUGGGUAUUGGGUUUGUGUUGGCACCGUGGGAUGGAAACCCCCUACCAAGACUACUACCAGUCCUACAACACCUACCAAGGCCUCCAACGGGAUUACCACGCCCUCGCCUAUACAGCCCAAGAUGGUUGGUAACUGCAAUAAGUUCCACAUGGUCACUUCGACAACUACUUGCUCCUCCAUCCGAGACUACUAUAAGAUCUCCUUAGCAGACUUCGGAAAAUGGAAUCCUGCCGUUGGGGCCGACUGCGCUAAUCUAUGGGCUGGCUAUAAUGUCUGCAUCGGUGUCAUUGGUGGGACACCUACCAAGCCUGGCAAUGGUAUUGAAACACCCUCACCAAUCCAGCCCAACCUAGUUAGUAACUGCAAGAAGUUCCACAAGGUAACUCCUACAACAACGUGUGCCUCCAUCCAGAAGUACUAUAAGAUCAGCAUGGCCCAACUGGCUAAGUGGAAUCCGACAGUUGGUAGUGGCUGUGACAAGCUUUGGGCGAACUACUGGGUCUGUGUUGCAGUCUAA
Fusarium sp. VM40 is the source of this 1824-nucleotide messenger RNA. Lineage: Eukaryota; Fungi; Ascomycota; Sordariomycetes; Hypocreales; Nectriaceae. The record is from the annotation of a GenBank genome assembly.